Xyrichtys novacula (pearly razorfish) is the source of this 2539-nucleotide messenger RNA. The record is from the annotation of a GenBank genome assembly. Lineage: Eukaryota; Metazoa; Chordata; Actinopteri; Labriformes; Labridae.
GAGCUCGGGAGAAAAGCGGAGACGAGCGGACAUCAUUUCUCUUUCAGCGUCUCUUUGGACUAACCACUCGAAAGCAAAGUGCCGAGAAAUUAUUUUUUAUUCUCGACAAGGAUUAUAAUUUCUACAUCAAUUUAACGAAAUAAAAAAAAAUGGCCGACACAGCUGUUGACAAGACCGCAACUGCAGAGGUAACCGUUAAGGUAGGUUUCAUUCAAUUGCUCUCCGGCUGAGGUGUCGAGUGAAAAGAUUUCGAAAACUUCCAAUUUAAAAGUUGGUGUUUAGUUUGUGUUUUAAGUACAGUAAGCUUCAGUUAAGCAACGUUAAUUGAAAGAUAAAUGUUCCUGUCAACAGUGUUAAAAGAGGGGAAAUUGAGAGAUACCUCAAGUUGUCUUUAAAUGUCACUUUUUUAGGAAAGUAGAAAGCUUAGAGGUGACUUAAAUGAGACUGUGAGGGGUAUUAGUUAACUAUUGUGUCUUAAAAGUCAAUCAACGGUUGUGUGGUUAGUUAAAUGUAUUGUUGAAGCAAACAAAGCGGUAGAAACGAUCCAGCUGGUGAAGCGCUGCUGUGGGCGGGAAGCCUCACAAACCUUCAUGAUACAUUAAAAAACGAGCUUAACAUGACAUGUAAAGCGAAAUUCUCCACUGUAGACUGUUAAAUCACACAUUAAUGCAACUUUUUGUUCAAUUGAGAAGAGAUAUUUAAAAAUUCAUGGCACUAAAGAGUAAACUAUUCACCAAUAAACGUUUGUUUUCACUUUUAAAGGAGCUGAAAGAGAAGAAAGAGGUCGAGGUGGAAGAGGAGAAGAAGAAGACUGACAACGGAGACGCACCUGCCAAUGGCACAGUAAGUUGGAGGGACGAGAAGCAGCAGCCUCAUGGCCUUUUGUCUUAGCAGCCCUCAUCAUGCAGGUGUCGCUGCGCCUCCCCUGCCUCCCUGCCUGCCUCCCCCCCUCCUGUUCAGCUGCUCUCCACCGCUUUGUUUGGGUUCUUGAAACGGCACAGAUGUUAGUGUGCAAGUCUGAGGACGUUUCUAUUGGUGCUCUUGUCAAGCUUGGUGGUUAAUCCCCUUGGGAGUAAUGAGAGCUUCGCACACAUGCCCUUUUUUCUUUUUUAAAGCGCCCCCCAAGGAGUCUAAACAUACAAGACUGUGGGAGGAUUAUGUCAAAUAUGCUUAGGAUUUGUUUUUUUGUUUUUGUUUUUAGAUAUGGUGUUACCUAAUGCACUUUUUUUUUUCUCUAUCCAGAAUGGUGCUGAUCACAGUGACAAAGUGGAGAAAAAUGGAGAGGAGAAACACAAGAAUGGAGAUGGUAUGUUAGUUAACACCAGGUUUGAUGUUAAACAAACAAAACUCGGGCAACUUUGCUUAAAGCCGUAAUUUUUUCCUCUAAUAUGUAAGUAUGUUUCUAUAAAUCUGGUCUUAUUUACAUAAAAUAAAAGGAUUCAUAACUCUUUCUUCAGGAGAUGCAGAGGAGGCGCCCCCUGCUGAGGAGACUGACGCACAGCCGGUGAAGCGUGCAGCUGAAGAAGAGGAGGUGGGUUUUCACCAGGAUGCAAAACUACUAAAGGAACAGGAUUAUUUUUUUUAUUUUUCACGUAAACUAACUCACUAAAUGUCCUCUCUCUUUCAUCAGGAAAAGGUGGAGACAAAAAAGCAGAAGACAGAGGAGAACGGAGAUUCAAAAGAGGCAGAAGUGGAGGCUUAGGUCGAGUCUGCCUUGCUACUUGUUUGCAGCACUGUUUAACCAGCCUGGUCAACAAUUUGUUAUAGAGCUUGUGCUUUCUGUUCCUUUGAGAAAUCUUUCUUUUGUUUGCUCCCACAUUAUCACAUUGCACUGGAGUCCUGAAACAUAGUGGCCCUGCAUCCUUUUUUUACGAAAUGUUAUUUAUUGGUCUUUAAAAUGAGCUUUUUUUUACUUGUAUAAAAAGGGCCACACCAUGAGAUCAGUUUGUUUUUCAUUUCUUGAGGUUUUAUACCAGUAGUAUGUUUUGAAGCACAAUCUCUAUUGUCAGUGCUGACCAGAUGAUUCAUUCAUACAGGCAGCUGCUCACUCCCUCAAAGGCUCAUGUUGACCUCUCAGACUCACUUAAUGGACCAAAGAUAAGUUUUAAGCAGGGGCUAAUGGACAGUUGUUAGCAUCAUUAGUUGAGGCAAAAAUCUUUGUGUUGAGCUGCUACUUAAUCCUUGGCUUGGCUGCCCUGUGUUGAUAUGACAGAAGGUGCAAAUGAAUAAAGGGGCUCUGUAUUGUUCCUCCAUGAUAAGAUAACUUGAGCUUGUAUAAUGGAGGCUGGAUUUUGCUAUGUUAAUUAACCCCUCUUAAACCUUAAAGCUUUGGUCAUUCGUUCUGUAUGCAUUCCACGCAAGUUUGUACCAUUUAUACUUUGUUUUUCUUGUGUUUUCAACGAGUUUUAUGUUAUGGCUGGGUAGCCUAGUUUUGUGUCCAAGACUGCCUUUUUCAGAAACAGAAUGACAUUCGGUUACUUCAGCCACUGCUUUGUAUAUUCUGAUUAAAAAAUAAAAAGUUGUCUUUUUACUAAGUAUA